ACUCGUCUGUACUCCGUUCAUUCAAAACGAGGCGUGGGGCGGAGCCAGGGCAGUGCUGCUUCUGCUGCAAGUCCAAGAUGGCGGAGGGUCUGACAGCCCAAGAGCAGCUGACAAUAGAAGAAUUUUUCCGAGAACUGAAGAGAAGAGAGCAUCCCAAUGUUGUCUUAGUGUCCCAGAAAACUGCUGUGAAAUUUUUAAUGGCAAGAAAAUUUGAUGUUUCUCGUGCCAUUGAUUUGUUCCAAGCCUAUAAAAAUACAAGAUUAAAGGAAGGUAUCAAUAAUAUUAAUCCUGAUGAAGAGCCCCUAAGGUCAGAACUUCUAAGUGGCAAAUUCACAGUUUUACCUGGAAGAGAUGCAAAGGGAGCUGCAAUCGCCCUGUUUACAGCCAGAUUACACAGACCUGAUAUAACCACACACAAAGCAGUACUGCAGGCUAUCAUUUAUCAACUGGACCGUGCAAUUGAAAGUAUACAAACACAACGUGAUGGUUUAGUUUUCAUCUAUGACAUGACAAGCUCAACCUAUGGAAAUUUUGAUUAUGAGCUUUGUGUGAAAAUAUUGAAUCUUCUCAAGGGUGCAUUCCCAGCAAGACUUAAAUGCGUUUUUAUCGUCUCUUCUCCUCUGUGGUUUCGUGCACCAUUUGCUGUCCUCAGGCUAUUUGUAAGGGAGAAACUUCGGGAAAGGGUCUGCACUGUGAAGUCUCAUGAAUUGACCAGCCACGUGCCAAUGGAAUCAUUACCCGAACAUCUUGGAGGCUCUUCAAAGUACAAUCAUGUAGCCUGGAUCCAAGCUUGUGUAAAUUCCAGCCAAAGCCAACAGAAUGGAGAUUGCUUGGACAGUCUUUUUAAUUCAUAUACGUUGGAUCAAAAUCCUAGCAGUGAUGGGCUGAAUUCCAAUUGCACUGAACAGACAGUGACUGAUAACACCAAGCACCUACACAAUCAUUGCCAUGAAAAUCGGACUAGUAAUUUUCAUAUGAACCCUAAUAGUUUGAGUAAUUUCCAGCAUUGGAAUGGGUCUGUAGUCCGUAUGAACUAUGAAGGCAAUGAGAAAGGAUCAAGUGCCAACACAAACGAUCGAAAGCCUCCACCGCAGUCUGAAACACCUCCAGACACGCCUUUACACAAGCAUGCCUCUGCGGAUCUAAACGUUCCCCCACUUCCUCAAAAGUCCAGACCUUCUGUGACUGAAUUGUCCAUCCAUAUCCCAGACAGUGGUGGAAUGAAUGUUCAGGAACUUGUACAGUAUGUGAAAAAGAAGAAAAAGAAAGGAAUUUAUCAGGAAUAUGAAGAAAUCAGGAAAGAGCCACCUUCUGGAACAUUUGAGUACUCCAAGAAGACAUGCAAUCAAAUCAAAAAUCGGUAUAGUGAUGUUCUCUGUUUGGACCAGACCAGGGUUAAAUUAAAUCCGGUGAAUGAUGAUGAUGAGAGCUCUGAUUAUAUUAAUGCAAGUUUUAUGGAUGGAUAUAGAAGAAAAAAUACCUAUAUUGCCACACAAGGGCCUUUGCCAAAAACAUUUGGAGACUUCUGGCGUAUGGUAUGGGAACAAAAGGUUUUAAUUAUUGUAAUGACAACAAGAGUUGUUGAACGAGGUAGAAUAAAGUGUGGGCAGUACUGGCCACUUGAAGCUGGAAAAGCUGAAGAAUAUGGGCAGUAUUUAAUUAGAAAUAUGCGUAUAGAGAUGUUUCAAGACUUCAAGCUCUCUCAUUUAAAAGUUUACAACAAGGAGGCAAAAGAAAGUAGAGAUGUUUCUCACUUUCUUUAUAUGAGCUGGCCUGAUUUUGGUGUUCCAAAGAGUGCUUCAGCCAUGUUGGAUUUUAGAGCUCAAGUUAAGACUCAUCAUGAGAAGGCAGUCCAGGCCAUGGGAUUAGAAUGGAAUCCUCCCAUAGUUGUGCACUGUAGUGCAGGAAUUGGAAGAACAGGUACGUUUUGCACUCUGGACAUCUGUUUGUCCAGGCUAGAAGAUAUCGGUACAGUGGACAUCAACCAAACAGUGAAGAGAAUGAGAACUCAACGUGCAUUCAGCAUUCAAACCUGGGACCAGUAUUAUUUUUGUUAUAUGGCUAUUAUAGAGUAUGCCCAAAGAAGAGGCUUACUGGCUCCUGUGGAGUGGUCUGACACAGAUUUGGAGACGGACAGUGAGUGAGUGAGUGAGUGAAUGAGAAGUUUGGUUAAGACGCUGUGGUGUACUUGUUGAUACUGUUACAUUUAUGAUCUAUUGUUACUUAUCAGAUCUACAGUUUUAAAAGCUUAGAAUAAAGCACUGUAAAACUGGUGUCUUAUAAAGUGUAGCAUUAAAGAGGUAAAGAAAUUGCACAUGGGAAUGACAAACUUGAAACCAACACAUUGUUUGUUUUGUUUUUGUUUCACACUUGUGCUUGAGAAGUGUACAAUGGAAAACUUGAAUGGAUUAUAAAAAAAAAAAAGUUAAUUUGAAGUUAUAAAUUAUGGCCUCUGUACAGUGAAAUUUUGUGUUAUUUGUGUGUUUUUUCUCUUUGUCUGAUUUUUUUUUUUUCCCUUCCUUUAAUUGUGUUUUUGUACAGUUCUCAGUGAUUGUUUCUUGCAACCCAAAAAACCAAAGUUUGUAUCUGCUUUGCUCAUUUGGUCUGUUAACAGUUGACACAAGCUCCAUAUAAUGAUGUGUCAUAUUUUUAUUCAUUAUAGCAUUUGUGACAGUCUGAUUUUUAAAUCGGCAUAACAAAAACUUCUUUAUUCCGGGCUAACAUUUUUAAAUGCUAAACAUGUCACAUUACUUUCUGUGGGUCACUAAUUUAUGCAAAUGGCCUACCAGUUUGUAAUUCACAUGUAUAAAUUGGCCUUAACUCUAGUCUUUUAAGCUGCCGUAAUAGAAACAUUUAAAGACACAGUUGUUCACCUUGACACUACACAUUGCAGUGGUUUGUCUAGUGACCAACACUGCCUUACAUAGAUAUAUAGAUAUAUAUAUAUAUAUGUAUAAAUAAAUAAUAUAUAGACAUAAUAUGUGCCUUCAACUUGCCUGUAGAACAUUUGUCUAUAAUGCAGACUAGCAACUGACAUAUAUUUGCGUUAAAGGUUUGAAUAUGUUUGUAAUCUCAGGGGUAAAGCUUAUUGUUGCUAGUUUUUUUUUUUUUUCUCUUCCUUUUUUCCCUCCAAGAAAAGAAUUUUUAUGUUUUAGUUAUAUUUUGUAUUUUAUAUACCGUGUUUAUUCUGUUUAUUUAUGUGGCUUUGUAAACAUUGACAGUAUUAAUAAAUGAUUGUUGGUACGAUGCUAAAACAAUCUUUAUUUUACUUCUUCAGAAAAGUUAUAUAGAAGAGCUUUAUUAAUUUAAUCAUUGAUUAUUAACCGGUUUAAUGAAAUUAGCUUAGACAAGAUGAGUUGGCCAGCAGUGGCUAAUACAUAGUUAAAGAAUCUUGUUUAAUUUAGUUUUAUCAGUCAGUCUAGUCAGGUAUUUUUUUUUUUAAUACAAUAAUUAGCAUGACAUCUUAGAAAUAUAUACAAUUUCUACAGUCAUGGUCAUCCCACCCCACUCCACUCCACUUGAAGUAAAAGGUUUAUGUAUAAGAUAAAAUGUAGAAACUGACAUAUUGUGUACUUCAGUUAUUUUAGAAAGAAUAAGGCAAUGCAGCUUACAUCGGCUAGCCAAGUUUCCUCUGUAGAGAACCUUUCUUCAUCGUGUAGUUGUUUCAUAUUAUUCAUUGCUACCAAUGUCUAACCUUUUUCUGUAUAAUGUAAUCUACCCAUGUAUGAAAUUUUAUUCGUUUUUAAACUAUAUACAGGAUGAGUGUAACAAAGUUUCAAAACAUUGUAAAAUGCUGAAUCUUGGAAAUGUGCACAUUGUGAAUGUACUAUACACUAAGGACACCAUUCUAAAACAGAGUAAGAGUUAUAAAUUAUGAAUGUAAUCAGUUUGUCGUUUUGAAUAAUAAAAAAAAAAAAAAAAUUGGCCAUGCUUUUGAGGAACAAUUCAGUUUUUUUUUUUUUUGUUGGAUUGGAGACAUCUGUGGGCAGAAUCUGAACCUUACAACAUGUUAAACCUUUUUUGUACUGAAAAGGGCUCAAAGUGUUAGAUAAAAUAAAAUUCAAAAAUGAAAGUUCUCA
Erpetoichthys calabaricus (reedfish) is the source of this 4079-nucleotide messenger RNA. RefSeq names its product protein tyrosine phosphatase non-receptor type 9b (gene ptpn9b). Gene Ontology annotation, molecular function: protein tyrosine phosphatase activity. The coding region runs from base 78 to 2144 and encodes 688 amino acids. Lineage: Eukaryota; Metazoa; Chordata; Cladistia; Polypteriformes; Polypteridae. Gene Ontology annotation, biological process: protein dephosphorylation. The record is from RefSeq and is a predicted model, not a curated record. The transcript has 13 exons.